GAGCUCCCAAAGUGCCCUGCAAACAUGGCACAUGGCAGAAAGCCAACCUGAGUCACAGAUAGGAUGGAGAGAACCCAAAUUACUUGAUUCUACACGAUGUGUAAAGCUUUAUGCUGAAACCUCUGCACUCUCAAAAUGUCCAGACCAGUGACUAUAUCCUGAAGAUAGCACAGCAUGAUUACUGGAGUAAGACCUUUUCCAAGGUGCACCUAAGUCUGUGGCCAGGGAUUUCACAGGGCCACUUGGCAGAGUGAGGAAUGGCUCGGCAUGCCACUUCUUUUCAGGAUCUGCAGCCACCCAGCACCCUGCAAAGAGAAAUGCGUUCACCGCUAUGCUCCUUUACCCCAUCCACUGUCUGGCCAACCCACCAAGGACAAUACCGGUGCUUCGACACAAUGGUCUUGCUGGUAUUUGUGUGGGCUCAGAGCAUCGCUACAGGGCCUGGAAAGAGGUUGUUUGAGUUACUUACAUCUUGGACCUGCUUCUCAAGAGACAAGCAUUAAGGUGCAGACUAUGCCCGAGUUCCGCUUUCCCAGGCAUGCUAAGGUGAAGGCCAACAUUGGGUCAGUCCAUUUGUGGGCAGGCAUACCCACACUGAGAUACUUGUGCCCACCUGCUGCUGUAGGAGCAGUGUGGAGGCUGACUCCUGCCAGCUGUGCUAUCCAGAAAAUGAUGCGGGGUUCUGAGGGACAAGUUGACCAUGAGUCAAAUAUGUUCUCUUGCAGAGAUGACAGACAGCACACACAGGGCCAAACUAAUGUACUGACAGCUGACAGGGUGAAGGAAAUUAUUCUUUUCCUCUUUCUGGUGUUUGUUAAUCCCCAUCUGGGCACUACUUGGGGUCCUCAGAAGUAAACAGUGGCAGACCAAAGCAAGCCUGAUAGAGGACACCAAGAUGAUGAUCUGGAGCACAAGACAUAAGAGGAAGGGCUGAGAGAAUUGGGUUUGUGCAUCUAGGAGAAGGGAAGGUGAACAGUGAGAUUAUUGCUGACUGCAGCUACUUAAUGGGAGGGUGUGGACAAGACAGAGCCAGAUUCUCACUGGGGAUGCACAAGCAAAGAACAGAAGACAACAGCACAAGCUGCUGCUUAUCUUCAGCGUGAGUGUGGCCAGACACUGGAACAAGGGUCUGAAGAGGCUGUAGGAUCUCCGUCCAUGGAGGUACUUGAAGAUAGACUGGACUAACCCCAAAGCAACCCAGAUUUAACCUUGAAGUAAGUUCUGCUUUGAGCAGCAGGCUGGACCAGACCCCUCCAGAAUCUCCCUCCAACAUGAAUUAUCCCAUGACGCUACACUCAGACCUGUUGGGUGGCAUCCCUGGCUGCACGCCUUCAUUUCAGGAUAACAAGCCGCAGUUGUCAGGGAGGUUGCCAGGGAAGCUGACAUCAGACAUCCCUUCCCUAUAGAUUAUUGUGCACAGCAGCACCAUAAGUUCCUAAUCUGCAAAUGAGGUGGGAGGGCACCCAGAGGAAGCCCUUAAGGGUGUUUUGCGUCACUGGCGUGGGUUGCCUAGCACCGCUGGAACUGAAGAGGGGCAACAGCUCCAGAGGCUUGGAGGCUUUUUUACCCCUGUUUGUCCUCUUUGAGAGGCAAACGUUGCAGAGGACAUAACAGAGGAGCAGCUGAGGUGAUGGCAGCAGGGGCAGGGAUGCUUGAACUGCCCUUCAUCCGUGAUGAGCAGCUCACCCGGUGCAUGCGACUGCGAUUCCAGAGCCUGCAGCAAAAAAAAUUGAGGCCCCAGGAUGGCGAGAAGCUGCUGCAUCCCAAUGAGCACAUCUACCGAGUGGAUUUCAUCCAGCAGCACAACCUGCGCUUCCUCCGCUGGAGCAUCCAGCUGGAAAGACCUGGGAAGGUCACAGUGACUGGCACCUCCCAGCACUGGACUCCUGAUCUCACCAACCUUAUGAACCGGCAGCUGCUGGAGCCUGUGGGUAUCUUCUGGAAGAAGCCAGGGGCCAAGGAGGUGGAAUGCAAUGAGGCAGAUGCCCAGGAAUUUGGGGAGCGAAUAGCGGAGUUAGCCCAGAUCCGCAAGGUGAUGUAUUUCCUCCUCACUUUCGCCGAUGGCCUUGAACCAGCUCAGCUGAAGGGGUCCGUCAUUUUCAAAGCCUGAUCCCCCUUGCUCAGCCCUUCUUGCUCCAGCUGUGCUUUUGGAUUUGUUUUUCUUUCUCUCAAUUCAACUCUUGGUUCAGCUUUUAUGUGGUUCUUCAUUGAGGGAUGGCAUCACGAGAAAGUGGAGGACAGCUCGGUGCUUCUGGAGCCCUCAGCCCCGUGAAACAUUUCCCACGCCUACCGUCCUCUGAAUCACGGGGAGGAGAGGGGAUGGACCAUGAACUUGCUGCUGUGUUUGCCUACGAUAUAAGACUGCACGCUUAUGAAUUCAGCAGGGGAUCACCAGGUCUGACUGGUGCGGACUCUUGCUGGCUUGGAAAUAUGAGGCUGUCCUGAGCCCUCUGACCGUGGCAUCUGCAUACCAAAGAAUAAGAAAUCAAUACACUGGAAACAGGGGAUGGAACCUGGAGAGAGUCCUGGCUUCCACUUUUGAUCCUUGUCAUCAAAAAGAGAGGGAUUGUUUGCGAUGGAGUGCUUCUCUUCUCAAGCAAGAUAGUGCUUGCAGGCUGCAGUGAAUCUCGCUGUGACUGGGGAUACUUUGGCAUCUCUGAAGACCAGUCCCGUGGAGACCUUGCUGUGAAGCUGGAGUACAUUUGGACAUGCCGUAUUCUGCAGAUUGCAAAUCCACUGGACAAACUUGUGCAGGGAGGCUGGGCCACUCUUUUCCUGACAGCCGACACUAUUUCUUGUUCGGGGGUCACGGUGGGGUGGUGUACUUCAGCAUGUUGCUCACCUGGAGAUUGUUGGUCCUGAGAUGGGUUGGAGCAGGUGUGCGUGUGUGGGCAAAUGAGCCAGCAGCUUGGAGCAAACUGUAGGUCUGAGAUAGCAGUGAGUCCCCUGCAACAAAAACAAUUUAUGCAUCAUUGUGGCCUUAAAGCACCCAUGAAUAUAUUUAUUCUAAAGCAUCUGUGGAGAGCUGUGAGACUGCACAGCACUUUGCAGACCACAGAGCAGGAACUGCUGCUGCUGUCCUGCAAAAGCAGUAUGUCCUAUCCCCUGCAAAUGCUCAGACUGGGAGUGGUGUUUGGCUGGCCAUGGGAGCAGAGAGAGGAGACAGUACCUUUGUAACUUUCAGAGAGGAGGGUGUCUCGUGCCUGGUUUGUCCCAUCACUGUGAAUGAAUUACUAACUUUGAAAUUUUCUUCUUCCUCCACCAGAAAGGGGAGGGUACUUUGAUGAACCUUCUUCAGACUCAUAGAUAGAAAUACCCUUCGAAGGAUUUAAGUAUUACUGCAAUUGGUCCUUGGCUAAGAUUGCACCCAGAUGUGGGUGAGCACUCCACAAGGAAUCUCCACUGAGAUUUUCAUGAAAUGUAUAAGGAGAAGGCAGUGAUGGGAAAGCUGGACAAAGUGGCUUUGUACCCAUGGCCUGUUGACUUGUGUACACCUUCCCAAAAGGGUCCAGUCUCAUCUUCAAAGCUUCUAAAGACACGGACUGCAUGCCCUCCUCAGCCCAAUAAUGAGUAUAAAAUGAUUUGCACAAGCUAUAACAGGCAGAGAGAGGAAGGCAAGCAGUAAGAUCAGCUACUGGCUGGAGAGAUGGAGGUUUGAGUCUUGCCCACAAUCAAGGCUUAGCAAACACAGAAUCAUACAGCCAUGCCUGCGCAGUGCUGGAGAAGUUGACGUCUUUCUUUAGACCCCAAGAAUUCUGGACUCAAUGAAGAGAGACAAAAGUGAAUCUAUCCCUGUUUGACCACAACAUGGACUCGUUGUGGGUCAAACUCAGUUCUAGGGUCUCAGCAGAUUUUCACAUAGGAGACCCCUCCUUGUACAUCCCAGAGCAGGGCUCCUGACUACAAGCCACAUUAGACCCAAUAGCAGGAGCCACUUCCAGCUUCAAAUGAGGUUUUUGUAUGCCAGGUCUCAUCAUAUGCCAUUGCUACGUUUCUGGUUGCUGAAGUUCUUGCUGCAGGUACCUCACUUGUUAUUGAUGUACCACAGUAAAUAAAAGCUUAAUCUACAGGGUUCCCCUUAAGGACUGAGGCUGUGCCUGUCUUCUUCAUGCCUUUUUUGAAAGCUGCCCCAAUCCCGCACACAAUAAAGCAAC
This is a messenger RNA of Cuculus canorus (common cuckoo), 4154 nucleotides long. RefSeq names its product olfactory marker protein (gene OMP). The transcript has a single exon. Gene Ontology annotation, cellular component: neuronal cell body; cytosol; nucleus. Bases 1631 to 2110 code for a protein of 159 amino acids. Gene Ontology annotation, biological process: sensory perception of smell; signal transduction. NCBI's taxonomy places the organism in Eukaryota, Metazoa, Chordata, Aves, Cuculiformes, Cuculidae. The record is from RefSeq and is a predicted model, not a curated record.